This is a messenger RNA of Sitodiplosis mosellana (orange wheat blossom midge), 621 nucleotides long. Its product is annotated as pheromone-binding protein-related protein 6-like. The coding region runs from base 82 to 528 and encodes 148 amino acids. The transcript has 4 exons. The record is from RefSeq and is a predicted model, not a curated record. Lineage: Eukaryota; Metazoa; Arthropoda; Insecta; Diptera; Cecidomyiidae. Gene Ontology annotation, biological process: sensory perception of smell. Gene Ontology annotation, molecular function: odorant binding.
AGAAAAAUGAGCUGAAAAAUUGCUAUAAAAUAGCGAAUUGCUUAUCACCUUCCACACUUUAGGCUGGUAAACUCAGUUAAAAUGAGCAAGAGAGUAGCCAGAAUUACAUUGUUUUUUUUAUUCGCAGCCAUCACAGCGGCCGUUGAAGUUCGACGUGAUGAAAAAUGGCCACCAAAGAUGUUACUUGACUGGGUCCGUCCAGCAGCCACCGAAUGCCGAGAAAGAACUGGAGUAACCGAAGAGGCCAUUAAGGAGUUCAGCGAUGGAGAAAUUCAUGAGGACGCAUCGCUUAAAUGCUACAUGUACUGUGUGUUCGAAUUACUGGAGCUGAUGAACGAUAAAGGCCAAUUGUUUGUAAUGAGACUCGCUGACCAUAUUGAAUCCAAUUACGAUGACGAAAUUCAGACCAUUGCCCUUAAUAUGGGGCGCAAAUGCUUACGCCCAGAAGGCGAUAAUAAUUGUGAACGCGCUUUUUGGUAUCAUAAAUGUUGGAAAUCCAAAGAUCCCGUUCAUUAUUUCCUGUUUUAGAUUCAAUUGAGAGGGAUUUCCUAUUUAAUUAUUAAUUAAUCAACACAUUUUAUUCAAAAUAUGACAUGUAUUAGAUUCUAAUUCUUAAAAAAA